AUGGAUAAUUCUCAAUUUAGCUAAAAGCUAUAGACUUUGUCCCUAAAACUCGAAACCUUAGCUUUUAGAAUAAUUAAAUUGUCAAGUGUUACUGAAAAUGCAGAAGACUAUACCAGAUUCUAGUAUUACCAUUUUAAAAAUGAGAUAUUAGAGUUAACUUCUGAGAUAUCUGCUGAUAUUGAGGAAUUUGGAGAGGAUGAAAAGAAGAAAAUAGAUGCAAAGAUUGUAUUUGAUGCCUUUAAUCAACAAAUAUAAAAAUUAGAAAGGAUUUUUCUGUCAGAAGAUGUUUAUGCCUUCAACUAAAAGCAACUCUUCGAAGCUGGCUUUGAAAACGGUAUGGAAUCUGGUCCAAGGAGAACUACAAUUAUUACAAAAAAGUCAAGUUCACAAGUAGCUGAUUUAGAAUUGUCCCAUGAAGAUAGAUAAAUUGAAUAAAACAUAUUAUCAAUGACUUAAGAUCAGAUCAGCUAAGAGAAAUCUGAUUCGAUAGCUGUACUAAAACUGGCUGCAGUUUAUGAAUCAUAAGAGGAGUCGCAGAAAUAGGUAGAAAAGUAUGCCUCUAUGCUAAAUAUGGAUAAUUUUAAGGAGUUUCUUUGUCAGCACAAAGUUGAGGCCACUAAGGAAGGCGAUCUAAAAGCUCAAUCUAGGAAGAAGGGCCUUAAAAAACUAUUUGGAAAAUUCUUAGGAGGAAUCCUAGGCAAUCUCUUAGCAUUGAAGCAUCACAAGAAAAGUAAAAAGGCAAUGAAGCGAAUGUUUUGGAAGAAAUAUGAAAGCUAGAUCUAAGAAAUUGAGAAACCCUUGGAUGAAGGUGUUAGAACCUAAGAGAUGCAAAACUAGGUUUGA
Messenger RNA from Stylonychia lemnae, 843 nucleotides. The record is from the annotation of a GenBank genome assembly. Lineage: Eukaryota; Ciliophora; Spirotrichea; Sporadotrichida; Oxytrichidae.